Messenger RNA from Chaetomium strumarium, 1358 nucleotides. RefSeq lists its product as uncharacterized. Bases 73 to 1248 code for a protein of 391 amino acids. Gene Ontology annotation, cellular component: telomerase catalytic core complex. Gene Ontology annotation, molecular function: telomeric repeat DNA binding; telomerase RNA binding. Gene Ontology annotation, biological process: telomere maintenance via telomerase. The record is from RefSeq and is a predicted model, not a curated record. NCBI's taxonomy places the organism in Eukaryota, Fungi, Ascomycota, Sordariomycetes, Sordariales, Chaetomiaceae. The transcript has 4 exons.
AUGUGGUGACCGUUUGAGACAUCAUGACUUACGCCGUGGCACACAAAGAUUGUCGACUUUGUCAUCUGGCUCAUGUUCUCUCGAGAAAGUGCCAACUCUUGGCCGAAGCACUUGCUCUGCGACGGCUUUCGAAGACAGGCCGGCCCCAGCAACGGCCGCAAUCCCGCUACUGCCACGGCUAUUCCGGGAUUGCACUCGGUCUACCCCAAUCAGCAUGUUCAGGCCCUGAGGGCGUCACCAUGGCCUCAGCUACUCAUGCUGUUGGGGAAGGAAGGGGAGCGCAUCAUGAUCGAUCUUCUAGUUGACUGUGCCAUCUUUCGGUCCGUGAAGGCUGGGAAAGGGAACCUUUACCAAUUGAGCGGGAUCCCAGUUUCUCAGCUCGAGCCUUUAGGACAGGAUGGGGACAAAGAAGGGCUUCCGCUAACGGGUGCUGGACAGCGCAAUGCGGAGCGCCGUCCAUCAGAGAUCUCCUUUGUCAGGAGUAGGAUGCUCUACGCAAGAGCCGCGUUCAAUGCUCGAGGGCUAGUCCACUUUGGGCUGCGUCACAUCCACGUUUUGAAUCGUUUUCCCUACAAGGGCCCGUCUACGGCGGGAGCCGACAAAGACGAUGGCAGUGUCGCGCAUAUCAUGAUGUACAUGUUUCCUCGACAGUUUGGUCUACACAAUGUCUUCACAUCCACCGUGGAUCGUCAACAGACCGCCCAGAAGUUUCAGGAUUACACUCUUCGCGAAGAGGAGAUAGCACACAAGUUCCCAGCGGCGGAGGCCGGAGGCAAGCCCACCAAGCAUGUUCCCAAGAGACUUCGGGGCAAAUUGAUGUCCCUAGUCCAGCGGCUCCAGGUGCUCCACAAACGGUGCUCAUAUGCUGAGUUGCUGCACCAUUAUUGUCCAGUAUACGGACAAUUCGACGGCAAGGGAAAGGUUCCGGCAGACGCAAUCAAGACUCUCCCAUCCUCCUCCAGAUCUUUGACGAGAUCCGUUGGCGGUGGGAAGAAGUCGAAAUGUCCGGCGGCUGUUCCUCCCCCCGCUCUGCAGUAUGGCUCUCUCACCGACCUGGCCACUCCGGUGUCAAGCGUCUCGGCUCUCUGCCAGGCUGUGCUAUCGAAAGUAAUCCCGAACGAGUUCUGGGGCCAGGGCGCUACGCAGGAGCACAACCGAGCCUGCUUUCUGAAGAGUGUUCAUCACUUCAUUCAUCUUCGUCGAUUCGAGAGCAUGUGUCUUCACGAAGUGAUGCAAGGAAUGAAGUGAUAUUGAAUGGCUCACGCCCCCAGGACUGGGCAGCAAGAGAAGCUCACAGUCGGACACGCGCAAGCGGACCGAGAUCUUCUACGAGUUCUUGUAUUAUCUGUUUGAUUCGU